AUGGGACGUGAGGAGCAAGGAAGGACUUGGUGCAUGGACGCAGCUCAACUGGAUACGCAAAGGAAGAAGGAGGAAGCCAUCUUGAAGACCAGCUCGACCACCUACUCGACCAACCGGUCGAGUUCCUCAACUCGACCGGCCAAGCUUCAACUCGAUCGAGCUGAGAAGUCAACAGUGUAUGCGAACUCGAUGGAGUCGGAUGAGAAAUUGCGUAAAGAUGUCAAAUCGUUGAAUGAGAAGUUGGAUAAGCUUAUCUUAGCUCAGUCCACAAUGAAGAAGGUCAAUUUUGUGUCUACUGAAGAGAUGGAACCAGUCCAAGAAAGGGAGGAUACACAAUUUGCUGAAGUGUGCUACAUGAGCAAUGGGCAAGGAGGUUACAACAAAGGCUACUAUAAUUACAAGUCCAACUCAGCCAUGUCAUACCGAAACACUGAUGUUGCUAACCCUCAGGACCAGGUCUAUCUUCAACAACAGCAAGCUCGAUCGAGUCAAGCCCAACAACAUGGGUAUGGUCCUAAAAACAACUACCAAGGCCCUCAAGGGACUUUUCCUAGUCAGAAAUUGCUUCAGGGGCAAGCUGAUGGUGUAGUGGACACAAGCAAAAAACAUCUACCUGGUAAGGCCAUUCAGAACCGCAAGGAACAGUGCAAGGUCAUCUUCACUCAAGAAGGUCUUGAUGAAGAAGAGGAUCAAGAGAGAGUCAUGGAAGAGUUUUGUUUGUUGUUGCAUGACGAGGAGAUUGUUGUUGAUGAGGCUCCUGAGUCCAGUUUGAUCAAGUUGAGCCAGUUGAUACAUCAUCAGGCCGCCUACUCAUUCAAAGCCAUAAUUGUUCAAGAUGUUCUAGCUCACAAGGAAAAGGUUUCUGAGCUUAUGGAGAUGUCUACCCACCAAAUAAACCUGCUUACCUCACCUACUUUCUUACCAAAGGUGAAGGAUCAAGGGAAAUUCACUCUCCCUUGCACACUUGGGCAUAUUGAGCUUGACAAUGCCUUGGUGGAUUCUGGUGCAAGCAUCAACCUCAUUUCUCUCACAAUGGCAGAAACGAUUGGCAUUGUGAUGCGGCAUCUAUGGGAUGAGUACAAGUAA
Molecule: messenger RNA, 1086 nt
Organism: Microthlaspi erraticum
Lineage: Eukaryota; Viridiplantae; Streptophyta; Magnoliopsida; Brassicales; Brassicaceae
Source: the annotation of a GenBank genome assembly